AUGCCAAGAGGCAAAAAGUUUAAAAUAUUACCAGACAAUGAGUCGGUUAAAGUACUAGGAUUCAUGUUAGAUUCGCAAGAUAGAAUAAGAAUAUGGUCCUGGAAACCAGAGGAGGUUAAAGUUGCUAAUGUACCAGAAAAUGAAUAUACAGUGUGCCAGAAGGUUUUCUUUUUGAAGAAGGAGUCACUGUCGACAGUUAUUCAGAAGCAAGAAAAUGGUAAUGAGAAGAAUAAAGACUUCUGGAGAUACAGGUUAAAGCAUAUAAUACCGAAUAAUAAUGGCAACUGUCCAAUGUGCUAUGAAGAAAUCCAAACUAAUGAGCAUUUUGGGGUAAACUGUAAAAGCAGUAAGAUUAUAUGGGAAGCUGUAUACUCAUACUUAAACCCAGGGGAGUCCUCUCCAAGGACAUACGAGGAAAUAAUUACGAUAUCGAAUAUUAAAGAUGUGGGCAAAAAGCCAAUACCGGAACCGGCUCUCCCCAUAAUUGUUAAGAAUAGAAUUGAGAAGGAGUUCAAAGUUUUAAACCGUU
Messenger RNA from Racocetra persica, 529 nucleotides. The record is from the annotation of a GenBank genome assembly. NCBI's taxonomy places the organism in Eukaryota, Fungi, Glomeromycota, Glomeromycetes, Diversisporales, Gigasporaceae.